Molecule: messenger RNA, 873 nt
Organism: Parnassius apollo (apollo)
Lineage: Eukaryota; Metazoa; Arthropoda; Insecta; Lepidoptera; Papilionidae
Source: the annotation of a GenBank genome assembly
AUGAUGCCCAACCCCUUCCCGGCCCCAACCACGAUUGACGACCUAAUCAACAUCUGGUGGGUACCUUUUGAGGCGGCUGCAGGUGGUUCAGACAUCGUUACGGCCAUAAACGAAAUAGAGAGCAAACUCGCUAUUGAUGGGGUGGCCCGUCAGGCCUGUAGUGUAGCCACUGACACGUCCAUGGAUACUACGCCAUCCAAAAUAAAAAUUGCCUUGUACGUCCUGGAUACUAGUGUAGCCAAAGCGUUAAGUUUUAUAAAACUGACAUCUAGGGACAAUCUGCAGUACGUUUUAUCACCUAGUGAAAAUGAUCUGCCGUCUAACGACGGGAGCCAUAGAGGCCAUGGUAGUCGUGGCGACCGUGGCAACCAUUAUGGUGGAGAACGCCCUAACAGUCGGAGACACCGGGGAGGCCGAAGAGGACGCGGAGGACACGACAAUCAGCCCUCCCAAGCAAGGAUAUUGGCGUCGCCGGAGCGCGAACCAUGCGAGUUCAUGGAACCAGAAUGUGAUAGCCAGCGUAAAAAAAUUAUUAUUUUAGAGGAUAUACAAUUGGUGCCCCCCAAACACGCCGAAAUCAUGGCUAACGUCGAGAUACAUAACAUUCAACAAUCGCCGCCCGGGGAUGUCGAGAUAGAUGAAAUUCAACUAUCUCCGCCCAGGGACGUGGAGAUACAAGACCUGAAACCUAGAGAUUUGCUGCGUAUCGGUACGUCAGACCUCGAUACCGUCCCUUAUUCUCCCGACUACUUAGACAGUCUGGAUCCGGUUCGCUUAGAUACGGAGAUCAAUAGAGCCUUAAUGGCAAAAACUCCUAAAAAAAGGGGCAUACCUUCUGCAAAUUCUUCCUCAAUAAAUCCCUUGAUAGAUUGA